Messenger RNA from Pocillopora damicornis (cauliflower coral), 1471 nucleotides. RefSeq lists its product as uncharacterized. The record is from RefSeq and is a predicted model, not a curated record. Gene Ontology annotation, biological process: glucan catabolic process. Gene Ontology annotation, molecular function: beta-glucosidase activity. Gene Ontology annotation, cellular component: cell surface; extracellular region. Lineage: Eukaryota; Metazoa; Cnidaria; Anthozoa; Scleractinia; Pocilloporidae.
GAAGCUAAAAACGAACGAAUUUCUUACAUGCUUAAGACUGCGUAGUAGAUUCAGUAUGCUUUGUUUAAUAGAACUUCGGCCAGUAAAUUGCGUAAGUUUGUGAUGGAAAUUGUGAAUUUGUACGAGUCUAAAAUUAAAAUAUCCCAUUGAAUUCUGCUUAAGGGUAUAUCAACAUUUUAAAAUAAUAUUCACCGUUUGAAAAACGAAGCGAAAAACGUACGAACUUCUUGCGUUUACGAGACCCGUGUCAUAUGUUAUAAUAAUUGCUUCUUCGCUUAGCAGUCCUAUGGCUCACCAAACGACACUUUCCUCUCGGACAUAAGGUCUUAAAUAUAUCUCUCAAAUUCCCCUAUACAGAUCGACAGGAAUCUACGAAAGAAAACAACAUGUUCGGAUCAUUGGUCCUGUUACCUUCAGCUUUCCUGCUGUUUAUGGUUUUCAUAACCGGGGAAACAGUAGUGAACGUGAAUAAUCCCAUUUCUCCGAAAGAGUACCAAGCUAAGAUUCGAGCAGGAUUUUCCACAAAUUGGUUCAAAUCAAAGUCGCCACAGAAAAAGUACUCGGAACAGAACAUCAUAGACGUCCACGAGAAAGGCUUUAGUAACUUAAGGCUUCGAUGCAGGGCAGAUCUAUAUUCAUACAACUACUCCGCUGUCAACUUCACAUGGUUUCUUGGCAACCUGACGACUGUUGUCGACUAUUGUCUGAAACACGAUGUGAUUCCAAUCAUCUCCUGGAUUCACCAUCAAGCAGAGGCCUGCACUUACGUGGAUUGGUGGACAGCGGUGGCAAAGCAGUUAAAAGACAAGGACUACAGACUGAGUUUUAAUCUUUUUACAGAACUUGGAAAAGACACUUGUAAACGAAACAACAAAAGUAGCGAGAGUCUUCGCAAGAAAACCCACAAAUACAACCUCUGGACCAGGAAUGUGACAAAAGCGAUCCGUAAAACAGGUGGGAACAACGCUCAGCGUAUACUUAUUUUGGGAUCUCCUGAAAAAACUGCCAAGGACUUAUUUAAAAUCGAUAAAAUAAUCUAUAAAAAUGAUCCAUAUAUGAUGGCUGAGUGGCAUAUUUAUGCAUCUGGUCCAAACAAAGUGCUCGGUUCCAAGAAGUACUGGAGCGACAAUGGCACUUCUGGAGGCCGAAACAAUGUCAAAACAGCAAUUAAACAAGCAACAGAUUACACGAAUAAAUCUGAUUUGCUGACAUACCUCGGUGCGUGGAUGCCGCAAGAUAAGAUAACGGAGUCGGAAGCUAUCAACUUCGCACGGUUCUUUGUUGCCGAGCUGGGCAAAGUCAACAUACCAUGGUCUUUGAACGUCCUGGAUCGCUACUAUAACACCACAAACAAGACAUGGUUGACAGGGGACCAGGAGAUCCAAAAGAGAAAAUUGAAUAUGUCCAUGAUUUUGGACAAUAUUCGUGAACUAAUGCCAUAAAUUCUGAAAAUUCUGUAGACGAAUCUAGA